CGAAAGUUUCAAACCUUCCAUUUUCUGCUCUUUUUCCCGCUCUCUGUCCUCGAGAAUGUCUGAUAAUCCAUUGCAGGCUCUCAUCCAAACCUUUGAGAAAGUCUCCAACUCCAUUCAAACCCAUUUCUCCAAUCUGAUAGGUCAGCCUCACAACCCAUCGCCCGCAAGUAAAAAGCCCCUCUUGUCUUUCUCUUCCUCAUCCAAAGUAAACCCAUCAAGCAUCGACGUGGCUUCCCGUCUCCAACCCGAAGACAUUAUCAACAAGGGAAAUUCUGCUGCACCUGUGACUAAAGAAGAGCUUGGAAGGGCCACUUGGACUUUUCUUCACACCCUUGCUGCUCAGUAUCCAGACAAUCCGACAAGACAACAGAAGAAGGAUGUUAAAGAAUUGAUGGCAAUAUUAUCUCGAAUGUACCCUUGCAAGGAAUGCGCAGAUCACUUUAAAGAAAUUUUGAGAGCAAAUCCUGUACAGGCUGGAUCUCAUUCUGAGUUCUCUCAAUGGCUAUGUCAUGCACAUAAUGUUGUUAACAGAAGCCUCGGCAAACUGGCAUUCCAGUGUGAGCGAGUUGAUGCAAGGUGGGGCAAGCUGGAGUGUGAGCAGCGGGCAUGUGAUCUACUAGGAGAUACAACAGAAUUUGGGGAAGGAACAUAUAGAAAGUUGUAGGUAUUGGAUGAUUAGAAUGCAAAUCUUUUUUCAAAUGGAAGUUUACCAGUGGUAAUCGUUUUUGUUAUUGUCGGUGAUAUAGUCCACCUUGGCUAGGGGGAAAAAAGAGAGAUUCAAUCGACAUGUAACUAUUGUGUUGUGAACCGAUACAGCUUUCAGGGAAGCAAAUCCAUAUAUUUGGGUGCUACCUUUUGUUUA
This is a messenger RNA of Juglans regia (Persian walnut), 862 nucleotides long. RefSeq names its product FAD-linked sulfhydryl oxidase ERV1. NCBI's taxonomy places the organism in Eukaryota, Viridiplantae, Streptophyta, Magnoliopsida, Fagales, Juglandaceae. The transcript is spliced from 6 exons. Gene Ontology annotation, molecular function: flavin adenine dinucleotide binding; flavin-dependent sulfhydryl oxidase activity. Gene Ontology annotation, cellular component: mitochondrion. The record is from RefSeq and is a predicted model, not a curated record. Bases 56 to 664 code for a protein of 202 amino acids.